AUGGUGGCGGAGGGGAGUGCGAUGAUGUCUGCGGACGAACUGCAUAAUGGGCUAGAAUUUCUCCUACAUCCAGUUGACAGAUUCCCGCUGACAGAAGUCACUGCUGAUGUUGAGCAGCCAGAUCCACCGGCGCUCAUGGACGUCCGGCGGUCAGCGCCGCCUACUGCCGACUCUUCUUGUGCCGUUGUGGUUGGCCACCUCGGUGUCUCCUCUGGGCAUAACAGAUCUGCUGGCAAGAGGCCGCUUUCACCAACCAAAUCCGCCGAGUCCACUAGGAAGGUUAACCCCGAGGCACCAGGAUGGACAAGAAGGCUGCGAAUUGGGCGCGCUCCUCUGGACAGAGUGCCAUGUGCCGGUAGAGUUACUCCUUUGGAAGAAACCAUAAGGAGAUAUGCUGACAAACCUUCGGAAAAUGUAGUAAAACCAAAGAUUGGGAUGAGUUUUGAUUCCCUCGGCGAAGCGUAUGAUUUCUAUAACCUAUAUUCUUGGGAGCUUGGGUUUCAAAUACGAAAUGGCAAGAGUCGUUUAAAUGUCGAAAGGACUAAAUGUAUGCAAGAGAUUGUCUGCGGAUGCUCCGUCAGCACUUCAAAACUCACAUAA
This is a messenger RNA of Triticum turgidum subsp. durum (durum wheat), 600 nucleotides long. Lineage: Eukaryota; Viridiplantae; Streptophyta; Magnoliopsida; Poales; Poaceae. The record is from the annotation of a GenBank genome assembly.